Corvus hawaiiensis (hawaiian crow) is the source of this 3443-nucleotide messenger RNA. RefSeq names its product zinc finger DHHC-type palmitoyltransferase 16 (gene ZDHHC16). Gene Ontology annotation, biological process: protein palmitoylation. The transcript has 10 exons. NCBI's taxonomy places the organism in Eukaryota, Metazoa, Chordata, Aves, Passeriformes, Corvidae. Gene Ontology annotation, molecular function: palmitoyltransferase activity. The record is from RefSeq and is a predicted model, not a curated record. Gene Ontology annotation, cellular component: Golgi apparatus. Bases 1918 to 3045 code for a protein of 375 amino acids.
ACGGGGCUGGAUGCGGUGAGGCUGUUGGCGUGGGCAGCUUUUGAGGAUGGGGCUAAAUACCGGAAAGUAUCUUGGCGCUGUGGAGCUGGGUGCUACUGAACCGGGGGAGCUGGGCGCUGUGGAGCCACCGGAGGGUGCCACAGGACUGCACCUGGGUGCCUGGACCUGGCAGGGGAAGGGCUCGUCUGUGCCUGGGGUGGGGCCAAAUCCGAGAUUCCCCACCCCUCGGCGGCUGUGGUGAUGUCAGUGGUCUUGUGUGUGGUGGUGGUUGCUGUCCCAUUCUCAUAGGCUCAGUGCCCCGCUGGGAUGUGGGGACGGCCGUGGGCAGGGCGAGGGCCGGAUCCCAGUGCCCCGCUGGGCAAGGGAAAAUUGCGUGUCUCUGCUGGAGCCUCAUCUCUGUGGUUGUGCUGCUGUCUGCAGGCAGGUGCCUGGGGACAGAGUGGGUCUUGCUCUGGAGCAGGCUGGCUGCCUCCCCUGUGGGUUCCCUGCCCAACAGCUCCUGCCUCUGUAGGUGAGGAAGCUUCUCCAGACUGCAGGAAGGUGCUGUGUCUUUGGAGGGAAGGGCUGACCUCAACACCUGCUUCUGGCUGCAGUGUCUUGUCUUUUACCACACUGACAACACAGGGAUGUGUGCCACCCAAAGGCUGCACUGCAGGAGGUUGUUGCUCCACUUUGCACCUGCUGAGUUUCAAGGAAAAGCUCUUGGCAAGCCAAAGGGGAAAUGUGGAGAAGAGGGUGGUGCAGGGGUUUGCAUGUCCCACCUCUUCUCUACCAGGGUAUAGAAGGUCUGGGCAGGAGCCAUGCCUGUGACCUAGAAUGGGCUGCUGGGUCUGGUGUCCUCAUAUCCAGUAGCUCCCAACUGUGGGGUCAAACCCACACUCCUCAGGCAGGGUGGAGGAGAGCCCUGGCUCCUUUGGGCAGCUCAUCUGGAUGCUGCAGCUUCUGCCCUCACCCUCCCUGCUACUCCCCAGGGGCUGUGCUGGUGGGCACAGCAAUGCAGAGAGAUGAUCCCUGCUGGAGGGACUCUGAGCUCUAGCACCAGUGCCUGGCACCAGACCAAGGCGAGUGCUUGGCCCAGGCUCAAAACGUGCCUUGGCAGGACCCUGGGGCAGCCUCGCUGCUUAAUAUUGAUGGGUACUGCCUGCACGGAGGCCUGGGGGCCCCAGCCCUGCAGAUUGUUUUCCCGUGUGCUGAGCCAGAUCGGGUUCCUCGACACUCCCAGCAAAGCUCUUGGGCAGGAUAAGGGGCUCAGCAGGCAGGGGAAUGCCGGCCCGGGGCUGUCCCCGGGGCCCUCAUUUGCUGGUGUGUGGCACUGUUCAAGGAUCCAGGCGAGGAGAAGUAGGAAGUGUUGGGACUCUUGGAGUGAGGCUGUGAGGUUGGGAAGGGCACAGGGUGGCCUCCGCAACUUGGUCCAGAAGCUGAGGUGAAGGGAAGUAGCAUCCUUCUCUUUGGGGUUAAGGAGGGACUAGGGGAGGACGGGUAAUCCUUUACUGGCUCUUCCACGUGUUUCUUGUGUGGAUUCCCCUGUUCCUGAACAUGUUGGGAAGGGCUGGGAAAUGGCCCAGCAUCCUGGAUGCUCAUGCCUUCUCUGGUUUCCUCUGAGUCAGACUCUCCGUGUCACUCCCCCGGCCCCCUCCCCGCUGGGAAAGACGAGAUGGGACCAGAGAGCACCUGAGCCCAGAUGCUGAGGGGCCUGUGCCCCCUGCUCCGUGCAAAGAGACAUCCCAGCGACAGCAGCCCUGCAGCCUCCAGGAGCCUGGGCUCAGCUUCUCCAGCUCGGCAUCCCUGUCAGUUCAGGGAGCUGCACUACUGGCAUCAGCACGUCAAGGGAGGGGAAGCCCUUCCUGAGGGACAGCCAGGCAGCAGGGUGGCCUGCCCACGCCGAGCUCCUGUCCCCCCAGGCGUGGUGUGGCAGGGAUGAGGAGCCGGCAGCGGAUGUUUGCCGCGGUGAUGCGCCUGCUCCUCAAGUGCCUGCGGCUGGGCCGGCGGCGGCGGUUCAAGCUGGUGCGGCAGGUGGAGCAGCUGUGGCACUAUGGGCACCUCUGCCUGCGCUCCCUGCUCUACAACUCCUUUACCAACGGCGAUGUGGUGCUUGACUCCCUCUUUGAGCCCGUCUACUGGCUGGUGGACCAUGUCACCCGGUGGUUUGGCGUGGUGUUUGUGGCACUGGUGAUUGGGCUGACGAGCUCUAUUGUGGCCAUCGUGUACAUCUGCCUGCUGCCCCUCAUCCUUCAGACCUACACACCUGCUUGGAUAUGCUGGCACCUUGCCUAUGGACACUGGAACCUCAUCAUGAUUGUCUUCCACUACUACAUGGCCAUCACCACCUCACCUGGGCACCCACCACAGGCCAAGAACGACCUCACUGGCGUCUCCAUCUGCAGGAAAUGCAUUGCUCCCAAGCCGGCUCGCACCCACCACUGCAGCAUCUGCAACAGGUGUGUGCUGAAGAUGGACCACCACUGCCCCUGGCUAAACAACUGUGUGGGACACUACAACCACCGCUACUUCUUCUCCUUCUGCUUGUUCAUGACCAUGGGCUGCAUUUACUGCAGCAUCAGCGGCUGGGAAAUGUUCCGGGAUGCCUACGCAGCCAUUGAGAGAAUGAAACUGCUUGAGAAGGAGAGACUGCAGGUGGCCGCCAACCAGACAUACUACCAGACCCCACCACCCACCUUCUCCUUCCGCCAGCGAGCUUUCCACAAGAGCGUGGUCUACCUCUGGGUCCUGUGCAGCUCGGUUGCACUGGCCCUGGGUGCCCUCACGCUGUGGCACGCUGCCCUCAUCACCCGUGGGGAAACGAGCAUUGAACGGCACAUCAACAGAAAGGAGAGGCAGAGGCUGCAGAAGAAAGGCAAGGUCUUCAGGAACCCUUACAGUUACGGCAGCUGGGAUAACUGGAAGGUGUUCCUGGGUGUGGAUGUGCCAAGGCACUGGCUCACCCGUGUCCUGCUGCCCUCUCCUCACCUGCCCCACGGGACAGGCCUGAGCUGGGACCUGCCUCCCUGUGUGAUGGAGCAACAUGCGCCACUCCUGGCAAUCUGAGGCCCUGUGCUCUGGACGUCCCUUCCCACAGGCAGGGGAGCACGUGGGGACCCGCUCUACUGCUGCAGCUUCCUUUGGCCAAAGUGCCUGGCAGAAGGCUGCUGCUGGCACAUAGUGCUGACCGGAGCCAGAGCCAUGGAAACUCUAUGGACACUGUUGGUGCCUGGAUGCCUACUCUCUUGGCUCUCGGUGGCUGCAGGCAGCCCAGGGGCAAGGUGGCAGAGCUGCUGCUCCCUGCACCAGCUGAAGGUGCUGCCCUCAUUAGCACAGGUACGGGCCAGCAUUGGCUCAGCUCAGCUCUCUCUGAAGGGCUGGGUGCAGAGGAUGGCACCCCCAUCCCCCAACUGCUCCCUGGGGAGUCUUUUUAAGACCAUCCACUAAAUACUGGUUUUUUUUAA